UUCCCCUCGGCCCCCGGAGCCGCCGCCGGAGCCAUGAUCGGGGACCUGCUGCUCUGCGGGACGCUGCUGGUGAACGCCGGUGCCGUGCUCAACUUCAGGCUGAGGAGGAGGGACACGGAGGGAUUCGGAGAGGAGCAGAGGGAACCCACGACCGGUGACAAUAUCAGAGAGUUCUUGCUGAGUCUCAGGUAUUUUCGAAUCUUCAUUGCCUUGUGGAAUAUCUUCAUGAUGUUCUGCAUGAUUGUGUUAUUUGGAUCCUGAAAGCCCCACCCAUGGACACGUUGGAAGAGACUUUUGGCUGGGAACAAACUUUUCUAGAAGUAAAAGAUUCUGCUGCUCUCCAGCUGCAGCCCCGGGCCCGUGGUUCCUGCUCUGCCGGGGCUUGGAGCCACAACCUUCACACAAAUGAUCUCAGCUUCACUGAAAGAGAAUUUUGACUUGGUUUUCUAAGCUCAGAGUGAGAGCAGGGAGAACUGGAGCCAGUUUUAAACCUCUGCCUCUACCAGCUGGGGCUGUGCCAGCUCGAGUUACCCCUGUCCAAGUCACACUCCUGAGUUCUCAGUUUUGUGUAAAAGUUGAGCAGAAUGUUCUUGUAACUUCUCACUUAUUCCAUUCGUUUUGUUGGAGGUGUAGAAAAGGAAUAUUCAAGGGAAAAAAAUUGCCAUUCUCACCUUCUCCCUAUUUUUCCAGAAAAUAAUGCUUUUUAAAAUAAUAUUUCAAAGAAUUUUUUUUUCUAAGCAAUAUGUAAAGGAUUUUGAAUGGGGGAAAAGGGCAAAAAUAAUUCUCUAAGCAAAUGUUAAGAGAUAAUUUUGGAAUAGUCUUGGAUGUGGUUGAAUAAAGUUGUUCUAUUUAAGGGUAAAAUUUAUAUUUGAUGCCAUGUUCAUUCUGUUACAGGAGAAAUUGAUUCUGUAUUGGUGUAUUUUGGGAAAUUGUAGCUAUUCCUGUAA
Vidua chalybeata is the source of this 947-nucleotide messenger RNA. It is a transcript of the gene SMIM7, whose product is annotated as small integral membrane protein 7. The transcript is spliced from 5 exons. NCBI's taxonomy places the organism in Eukaryota, Metazoa, Chordata, Aves, Passeriformes, Viduidae. Bases 34 to 261 code for a protein of 75 amino acids. The record is from RefSeq and is a predicted model, not a curated record.